Messenger RNA from Hypanus sabinus (Atlantic stingray), 13790 nucleotides. RefSeq names its product pleckstrin homology domain-containing family H member 2-like. Gene Ontology annotation, biological process: negative regulation of actin filament depolymerization. The coding region runs from base 214 to 4656 and encodes 1480 amino acids. Gene Ontology annotation, molecular function: actin binding. The record is from RefSeq and is a predicted model, not a curated record. Lineage: Eukaryota; Metazoa; Chordata; Chondrichthyes; Myliobatiformes; Dasyatidae. Gene Ontology annotation, cellular component: cytoplasm; cytoskeleton. The transcript has 30 exons.
GAUGGAUACUGAGGAUUCCGAGCGCGCUGACAGCCGGCUGUGGGAAAGUUAGCGGCGCAGAGAUGGAGGGGGCAGCGGAUCAUUCCGCAUCAACUGCUGGCUUGGGAUUUUCCCCCUUUCCCACUGUAUCACGGUUUUAACGGAUGGAAUGGAGCGUUUGAUCAGAAUAUUGGACAUCAGCACAUCCAGCCUCAAACGAGAAUAAAAUUGACCAUGGCCGAGUGUUCCGAAAUGGCUGGGAAUAUAGAUUGGAAAGAGCGGUGCAUGAAUCUUGAGUCACAGAUGCUGAAGUUUCGCGUGCAGGCCAGUAAAAUCCGAGAGCUGCUUGCAGAGAAGAUGCAACAGCUGGAGCGGCAAGUACUGGAUGCCAACCGGCGUGCUGACAAGGCGAACCAACAGGUCCGCAUUAUGGAAGAAAAGCUAAAUGCAGCCAACAUCCAGACAAGUGAAUCCGAGAAUAAGUUGUAUAAAAGUUGCCAGGAGUUGGAGGCCCUUGUACUGGAAAAAGAUGAUAUCAUUCAGCGUUUAGAACUCCAGCUGGAUGAACAGAAGCAUCUACAAAUACAGGAGGCUAAAGUUAUUGAAGAAAAAGCAGCUAAAAUCAAAGACUGGGUGACAAUGAAGUUACAGGAGCUUGAAACUGAAAAUCAAAAUGUUAAAUUUGCCAACCAGCAACAAAUGGAACACAUCCAGAUCCUUCAGACAAAGCUACAAGCCCUUACAGGGAGUCGCGAACAGAAGUCACCAUCUGGUCGAAGUGAAACCUCAAGCAAAGCACAGCGGUUAAGCAGCCUGACUUUUGGAUACUUUAAAGGAAAUCCCCAAAGUCUUCAGCAAAAUACUCUGGAAACUGGAGUACUGGACAGACAAGUUACAGGCAAGGAAAUGAACAAGAGGUCCCACACAAAGCCUGUUCAAGAUACUGAAAUAGAUCAAAGGUGUUUCUCACGAAGCAACUGUGUAUCGGAACUACAAGGUAGCAAAGGACUGACCAAUCACCAGCUUUUAUCAAAAGAAGAAGCCACAGUAUUUAUGCCUUUGAGUGAUGACAGUUCCGAUGAAGGAGUGAGAAAAAAUCAGACAAGGUCGAAAUGCUGGUCGAACCCCUCCACUCAGACAUCAGAAGACGCAAUUAGACUUAGUCAGAUUGGGAGUGACACUUAUUUAACAGCAUCGGAUGACAGCAGCGCUGCAUUUGAUGACGAGAGUGAAACUGAGCGAAAACCACCGUCACAGGAUGCAGAGUUCCUUCAGGCGGUGGAUCAUUUUCCAAAAACACUAAGUAAAAUAAUAGAUCAAGAUUACUCUUCUGAUGAGUUAAACAAGAAAUUUCAAUCCCAAAGGCUCGAUUCUUCAUCCAAUGAAAAGCAAAUUCCAAGCCCAAUUCUAACAUCACCUCCAACAGUGACCAGGAUCCACCCCACAGCAUCUUUAACGGACACAAGUUCACCCUCAGACUUAACACCUCCAAAGUUGAGGGUUCCCAAUGUAUUCGGUGUAAAUGUGGCCAAAGCAAAGAAGCAUUGCAGCCAGCCUCAGUUAAGCACUGAUCGGCUGUUUGGUGGAAACCGUAAUGCUAUAAGUAUGAUGAGGCCAGUGGAUCAUGAAGAGACAGAUAUUGAUGUCAUUGACAUUGAAAGUGAUAUUCUGGGGAAAAUGGAAACAGGCUACGAAGAGGGAAUGUUUUGCUAUGAAUCAAUUGAAACCUACAUCACUGAGGAGCAAUUCAACACAGGAGACACCAAAGGCAAACAUCCCAGUAACAAGCCACCAACUCCUCCUUUGCACAGAUUCCCAUCCUGGGAGAGCAGAAUUUAUGCAGUAGCCAAAUCAGGUAUGAGAAUGUCAGAGGCCAUUAGUACAGAUCCAAGUAACAAAUGCACUGGCUUCAUGCCUUCACAAUCAACAUCGGAAUCUUACACCAGUUUGGUUUAUAAUAGCAUGGCCACUCCAGUUUACACUGUUUUGAAAGGGAAAGCGACUCAGAUCAGUACCGGACCUUUCUCAGACGAGUCCUCUGAAAUGGAUGAAAGUGACAGCUCAAGAGGAAGCUCCAGGACUUCGAUGGCAGGAUCAGACUCCCGCAAAGCCAGCAGCCCCAGCAGUCCACGAGCCAUGAAGCGAGGUGUUUCAAUGUCAUCUAUGACUUCAGAAAGUGAUUACGCCAUCCCACCAGAUGCAUAUUGUACUGACACAGAAUGUUCCGAGCCGGAGCAGAAGCUUCCAAAAACAUGUUCUUCCCAUUCCAUUGACAGUGGAAAAAAUGAAUCAUUAGAAAAGUCUGGAUAUUUGCUAAAAAUGGGAGGAAAAGCAAAAACAUGGAAGCGGCGAUGGUUUGUCCUUAAAGGCGGUGAAUUGUUAUACUACAAAUCACCAAGUGAUGUCAUCCGUAAACCACAGGGUCGAAUUGAGCUCAAUGUCUCAAAUCAUAUUGUCAGAUGUGAUGGAAAGCAGACAAUUCAGCUUAUUACAGAGAAAAAGACCUACUACUUGACUGCAGAUUCUCCUAAUAUUCUCGAGGAAUGGAUUCGGGUUUUACAGAAUGUUUUGCGCAUUCAAGCUGCCAGCCCCCUCUACACACAGCCAGACAUCAAGCCAUCGAUUGAAGGUUUACUAACUAAGGUGAAGCACGGUUACUCCAAGAGAGUCUGGUGCGCAAUUGUUGGGAAGGUCCUUUAUUAUUUCCGCAAUCAGGAAAAUAAGUUUCCUUUAGGUCAGAUUAAUUUGAUGGAAGCAACAGUUGAAGAAGUGGACAGAUCAUGUGAUUCAGAUGAAGACUAUGAAACCAGUAGUCAGAGCCUGCUCUCUACGCACUAUACAAUUGCCAUUCAUCCCAAAAACCAGGGACCUACCUACCUCCUCAUAGGCUCUAAACAUGAAAAGGACACCUGGUUUUACCAACUAAUUGUAGCUUCAGGUUGCACUGAUAUAAAUGUGGGAACUGAAUUUGAACAACUGGUCGGCAACCUGCUGAAUGCAGACAAUGAUUUAUCCUCUCAGAUCUGGAUGCACCCUACUCUGUGCUACUGUAAAGAUGGGAUAACAUCUCCCCUUACCACACUGCCUUCUGCAGCACUGCAAACUGAAGCACUCAAACUGUUUAAGACUUCCCAGUUAUUCAUCAACGUUGCUAUUGAUGCCCCUGCCAUUGACUAUCAUGUAUCACUGGCUCAGAGUGCUUUACAAGUGUGUCUCACACAUAAAGAUCUUCAGAAUGAGAUCUACUGCCAAUUAAUCAAGCAAACAAGAAAGCUACAAGCCCAGAAACAGGCCGGAACACUGCAGGGAUGGCAGUUGUUGGCUCUAUGCAUUGGACUUUUUCUUCCUCAGCAUCCUUUUCUCUGGUUACUCAGAGGUCAUCUACAGCAGAAUGCAGAUCCUAGAACUGAAGUGGGAAAGUAUGCUAUUUACUGCCAGCGAUCACUGGAGAGAACUCAGAAAAAUGGAGGUCGGGAAUCAAAACCGUCUAGAAUGGAAAUCCUAUCAAUCCUCUUGAGAAAUCCCUACCACCACUCACUACCAUUCAGCAUUCCUGUUCAUUUCAUGAAUGGCACCUACCAGGUGGUUGGAUUUGAUGCAUCCACUACAGUGGAAGAAUUUCUACACACUCUGAACCAAGAAACAGGCAUGAGGAAACCUGUGCAGUCUGGAUUCUUUCUGUACACAGAUGAUCCUUCAGGAAAUGAUCAGGAACACUGUCUCCAGGGAAACAUAAAGAUUUGUGACAUAAUUUGCAAAUGGGAACAAGCCUCCAAGGAACAGCAUUCUGGCAAAUAUGAGGGUAUUAGAACUGUCCGGCUCACCUAUAAGAACAGGCUGUAUUUCUCCACACAAGUUCGCGGAGAAACAGAUAGAGAAAAGCUCUUGCUGAUGUACCAAACUAAUGAGGCAAUUGUAAAUGGGCAUUUUCCAGUCAACAAAGAACUUGCGUUAGAAAUGGCAGCACUCUUAGCGCAGGUGGAGUUUGGAGACUUUGAACGACCAUUCUCAACUCCAGCAUGUCAUAUCUCAAUGCGGUCUAAAUCAAACCAGGCACUGAAGCAAGUAAUAGAGAAAUUUUAUCCUAAAAGAUACAAACAAGGCUGUACGGAUGAUGAACUCAAACAACUACAUCAGCGACUUUCUACUAAAUGGAUGGCUCUCCGGGGUCGUGUUGCUGCUGACUGCAUACGUAUUUACUUAGCUGUAGCUAAGAAAUGGCCGUUUUUUGGAGGAAAGCUGUUUGCUACAAAGCCUAUAGUCCCACCACUAUCUGAUACUGCACCUGUAUGGUUGGCUGUGAAUGAGACUGGCAUUAGUGUACUGGAAUACAGCUCAAUGCGUUUGAUAACAACAUAUACAUACAAGAAUAUCGUAAUGUUUGGUGGCUGUAGCGAUGACUUCAUGCUUGCAGUCAGAAAGUCGGCAGAAGGUGUAUAUGCAAAAGACAAAACAACACAAAAGCUCCUAUUUGCAUUGUCAAAGCCAAAGAUCCUAGAAAUCACUUUGCUUAUGGCCAGCUACAUCAAUAGUUUCCAAUACCAGAAAGGAGCUGUUCACCACCUUUCACUUCCAUCUUCACUUUCCGUGCAGACUGCAGGACAUAAGUUAAAGGAUAUGGGAAGUCAACCUUUGCUUUCACAGACCAGGCCAACCAAAGGACCGACUUUGUUAUAACUAUGAUGGUAAUCAAUCUGUUGAUACUGUCUAUACAGUACAAUGUUAAAAUGCACCUUUAGCAGUGUAAAACAAAUAUUCUAAAGUUUCUUGCACAAAAAUUUAGCUGCCUCUGAAAUUUUAAUUAACAUUGGGUAAAACCUUUAAUUCCUUUAGAGUAAACAUAGCAUUAAAGAAUUUGAACUACAAAACAGUUGUAUAUUUUUUCUCUGUUAAACAAGGCUCUUGCUCUCCUGGGUAGAUGGCAAUCAAACAAAGUGCCAUGUUGCGUACAUGGCCACUGAACAAUAGUUACAUUCUCAAUUCUCAACUAAAAUAACGAAGGGAUCUGAUCUAUUUCAGUAUCUGUGUUAUGAUUAAAACUAUAUUAUUCAUUUCUAGUUUAUGGUGUAAAUAUUGAAUGACUUUUUUCUUGGAUGUCAAGUUAUUUAAGUCAAAUGUGACAGAUUCUCUGUAGACAAAUAACCACACUAUGCCUUUUUUACAGAUUUAUUUUUUAUCUUAGUUACCUUUUAAAUCAUAUUUUAAAUAUUGGCAUUUACAUCUCUGGCCAUAAAGUUUAUCCCUGCUUAACAACAAAUAAAAUAAAAAGUGAAAAUCAUGUAAUGUGCUUCUGCCCUCCCCCUCCCCACAACACAUAUAAAAAUAAUAAGAAACAAACAGGCAUCACUAACCUAGAGUGGCACAUUGGUGCAGCUGAUAGUUACUACCUCACAGCUCAGACUUGAUAGCAAUCUCCAGUGGUGAAGAGUGUAUGUUCUCCUUGACACCGUUUAGAUUCUGGUUUCUUCCUACAUUCCAAGAGUAUAUGAGUUGGUAGCUUAAUUGGUCGCUCUAAAUUGUCCGUGUGUGAGUGAGUGGUAGUAUCUGGGGAAAGUUAAUGCACAUGUAGGGGGCAUUAGUGUACACAGGUGCUUGAUGUUUAGCAUGGACUUGAUGGAUCAUAAGUCCUGUUUCUGUGCUCUAUGACUCUAAUUAUACUUAACUUCCAGCACAAAGGUACUAGGAAAAUUUGAAUGAAUAAGGCAACCUAAAAUGUUGUUGCCAUAGAUAUUGCAAGCCAUGAAAAAGAUUCAUCUUCUUUAUCCUUCAGGGAUGAUCCUACUAUUCGCCCAGCUUGGCAUCCAUUUAUUUCUUAAAUAUUUCUGGAUUUAUUUCCUCUGCUGCUCUGUCUAGAAGAUUUUCCAUGUUAACUUUACAUGAAGACUAUCUUCCUGACAUGAAUAUUGUUUGAUGGUUUAAUAUUACCUUUAUAGUGAAACAGUGCUGUAGAUUACAAUCAUAUGUCACUGUGGAUAUACUGCUGUAUAGAGAAACAUUGUGUCUACAACUUGAAAUGCCUAAGUUCCUCCAGUCUUCCUGUCCAACUUCCAAGGUUCUUGGUUGCCCCAGUACCUAAGAUUCCAUCGUCAAUUGGUAGCCAGUAUUUAAGGAGUGGAGUUGGUUUAAGGAAUACGUGUUGAGUGUGGCAUUAAUCAGUUGCAUCCAUUAUCCUUCAGUCUUUUUCAAUAUUCUGCUUGAUUUGAUGAUUAAUGUGCUGCAUGAUUAAACAUUACUUCUUUUAUUCCUACACCAUUUAAUCAUUUUCAACUUCACCACAUGUAAUAUUAACAACAUUCAGAAGUGUUUAUAAUUCCAAAAAGUUUUUUUUUUAAUUAUUUAUUGUCUAAGAAAUUCAGAGUCAAGGGCUAGAUUACUAACAAUUUGAUUGUGUAAUUCUAAGUGAUCAAUACAAAAAAGACAAAUGGCGAAGCAGAACAAAACAUCAAAAUAUGAAAUGUAAUAAAUAUUUGCCAAGUAUUUCACAAUAUCAUUCUAGUAAACUAGUCCUUCAUUCAUCUCUACAUUUGAUGAUCUUGUUUCCUUAUGUUUGUUUAUUUACUUUUCCUAAGCUAUGAAAUCAUCUUUGAUCCUUCCAAUUGGUCAUCAUACAGCUCCUCCCCAGCUCAGAGACACCCGACUUACAUACCACCCAUGUAUGCAGUCAUUUGGGAGACUCGUGUUAUGGAUCUGCCAGUUACUCAGGGGUUGCAGGCAGCCUGAGAACUCAGUUUGCACCCACAUUUCUGAUGUGAACUGUUUGUGUUACAAAUAAUUCACAGGAAUAGAACCUGGGAGGACAUCUGUACAAAAACAGGCAACUCCCCUGCAACAAAAUCAUCACUUUUUCUCCAUAAAUAUCCACUGUCUUGAUCAUCUUUGCCUGGUGAUAUUAAUUAUUGUUUCCAAAUGCCUAAAAAAGAAAAUAUUGGAAUAAAAACAGAAAAUGAUCAGACAGCAUUGACAAAUGAUCUCAGACCUGAAACUGUCAACUGUUUUUCUUUCGACAGAAGCUGUCUGACCUGCUGAGUGUUUUUUUUCCAUUGUGUAUCUAUAGAUUUCCAACAAAUGCAACUUUUUUUGAUUCCCCAAAGAAAUAUUAGUGCAGAUUCAGUCCUUUUAUUUUACCAGAGUUGUUUCUUUGAAUAUAAUAGAAAGUACUGACCAUAAGUAGCAUGUCAAAAUAUAUACUACAAAUUAAUUCACUGCAAUAAUUCAGAUCAUAGAACAGUAACCAAAUUGUUGGAAUUGAAGUGGAAUCCUUUUCUAAUGAAUAAAAAAAAACUCGGCAUAAUGACAACAUUAAACCACGUAUUCUGGAACUUGUUUUUGGAGGCAUCCUGCCAGUUGUCUGGCAUUUUCUUUAAUACAGUGCAUUGUAAGAUAGAUUAACAACUGCAACCAAUGUGCUCUGUGUUUUCUGAUAACAUUGCUCAAAGAGUUCCCUUUCUUGCACACAAAAGUGCAGCUGGCCCAAUUCAAGAGGAAGAAGGAGCAAAUGUAAUUCUUCCAAAUUUUCAUUCCUGCACCUGUAGAAUUGUUCUCAUCAUCCUACAUUUAAUUGCAUGAAGGACCAUCAGGAUUUCUCUGGUAUAAAAUGUGAUGCCAGAUAAGUGAUUGUACAGCACUGGUUUUCAGAAAUUCAUUCAAAACCAUGCAGUACUUCUAAGUAAAUAUUUGAAGAAUUCAAACAAUUGAGUCCUACUUAGCACUUACCUGUAUAUUAAACCAACUUUGAAUUCCAAACCCAAGAGAUUCUGCAGAUGCUGGAAGUCCAGAGGAACAGAGUUUAAUACAAAAUGUCUCACUUUGCAUAUAAUAAUAACUAGUCCAUAAAGUAACCAAGUUUUGGAUAGUUACUGUUGUAAAUAUCUUGUUAUUAAUAGAAUGGAAGGUUUAAUUUCAGUUAUUUGUUUUUCUUUUUGUCAUUCUCCUUUUUUCUAUAUUAGCAUUUUCAGUGCUUUUAAUAUUAGUAGAGCUAAUAGGACUUGAUGUUUCAAUCCCUAUGAUAAGUCAGCACUCUCGAUGUUGGCGGUACGCUUGGAGUGGUGACAAGGAGGGUAGCUACCUCAUCGGGGUUAUCAGGUGGGCACCCUCCUUCUUUGACUUUUCGUUGAUAAGCCCACGAAGUCUCCAGAGGGCUCAACAGUGCUACCUGGCAUCCCAGACACACCCCCCUCAGUUCCGUACCCUCCUGUCUUCAUCUUGCAGCCCAGUUGUUGUCUUUCCUUUUCAUCCAAAUCCAGUUCCUGUUUUCUUCUGCUGCAUUUGACAAGGCCUUGAUUGCUUGUUGGACUGAAUAACCCCUCACCCCCAUCUUCUUCAAUAGACUCAUCGUAGAUGUAGCCACGAAUCCCCUGCAUCCCACUUCAGUACAGAGUACUUGGUCUUUUUCCUCUCAUAAGCUUCUUCAACUCCAUCUUCCCAUGGUACUGUCAAUUCCACAACAUAUGCCAGCUUGGCUGUUGUGGACCACAGGACCAUGUCUGGCCAGAGUAUCGUAGCUGCAAAAUCGGGGGGAAACACGAGCUUUUUUCCCCCAAGUCCACGUCCAUUUUCCAAUCCCGAGCAACCUGCAGAACGCUUACUACUUUUAAUGUUGUAUGGUGCUCUGGAGGUUGGCCUGCUGAUACAAAUCCUGUGAUGUGAACAUUUCUUCCCGAUGUUUGUGGGAGAACAUUUGUGGUGAUUCACCUCUGUUCCAAGUUUGAUGCCAGCUGUCUGAGAACUUGGUUAUGCUGCAAAGUAUACUGGAGAAAUUUGUUAUGCCGCCAAGUAUACCGCCCCUGGCUAAGGCUCGUGGUGCACCCUAUUAAAAUGUGCCUUAGUGAUCCAGGUGCUUGACAAAGAGAGCAAGUGGGUUCUUCUCCCCACCAAUGGCUCAGGCUCUGAGGUGUGGGUAGGAGGUCAUAUGUGGCUCUGAUGACAAAGCUUAGCUGAGAUCCCUCGAUCUCCCAGAUGUCACGCCAGCUGAGUUUCCUCUUUUCCAGGCUCUCCCAAUUAGUCCAUUGGCCCUGCUUGGCCAUUGAGACGGCCCUGGCAUGUCGCUCUGCCUCCUCCUGUCUUCUCACCUCCUCCACCACAAGCCCUCUCUUCUGCACUGAUGUUACCUUUUGCCAUUUAGGAGCCUUUUUGGACGAGCCCAAGCCCAGCUCUCCCAAGAUGGACUUGGCCAACCACAUCCCUGAAGUGAAGAGCAGACUUAGCACUCUGAACGGCUUCAGAUGGGGUCCACUUCCUCCCUGUUGCCGCACAGGAGGGCUGCUGUUCGAAUAAUAGUAUCUUCAGAUUCAGUGAGGGUAAUGACCAACCUUGCUUUGGUGCAUUUGAAUUCUUCCACAAGACUUGCAAUUGGUAAUUCUAAUUUGCCGUUCCCGUACAGUCCAACAGGACUUAAGCAUCGUGGAAGUCCAAGCCACUGUUUCACAUGUGUGCUGAUCACUCUUUUCCACCUUGUUGAUGGGGAUUUCGUACAAUGUUAAAGGCCACUUGAGUCUUGGGAGUAUGCCAAACUGGAAGCACCACAGCUUGAGUUUUCCUGGCAGCCAGGUCUUGCUGCUGCGAGCUAUGUACAUGAUGGUAUCCUUUUUGAGUUUUUUAAACUGCUCGGUGUCCUUGAGCUUAGCAUCAUACCAUCGACCCAAGCUCUUCACUGGCAUUUCUGACACAGUUGGGACAGUGUUCCGUCAAUAUGAAAUCUUUGAUCCGUGCCUUGUCCUUUGACAAUGGAGAUGCUUUUGCACUUCCUGGGCUUGAUCUUCAUCCUUGCCCAUAUGAUGUUUUCAUCAAGCUUUUCCAGAAGUCUUUUAGUGAAGGGGACAGUUGUCAUCAGUAUUGUUAUAUUGUCCAUAUAGGCUAAUUAACUCAGUGCUCUUAAUUUCCAAUUAAGCAAAUAAAAUGCCCUUGGAAUCUGAAUACUGUUUGUGUAUAAAAUUGCAACUCAUUGUACCAUCCCUUCUCGAUAUUCAUCCAUUCUAGUUCCUCAGUCUAGCAUAAUUCUGCCUUACUGAAAUAUUCUCUGAGACUUUAAAGUCACUUUUUUGAACAUAAAAUAAAUGCCAAUUCUUCAUCUGAUCAUACCUCCUAAUUUCCCUUAUCUGUUCUAAAACUAGAGCCCUGCCCAAUCAAUGCCAACAGAUGAAAGGUACUUAGUCCAUAUUUCGUUUGGUACUGGGCUUCACUUGGUUUCUAGCCAAAAUAAAAACAGGUUUUGUUUAUUCUUUUUGUCCUGAAACAUGAUUAGAUUAAUAAAUUUCAAUAAAGUACUUAAGGAUUCUUAUUCCUGUUUUAGUAGCUCUUUUUAUCAUUGUCUAGCCCAUCCAUUGCAUACUGUUGUAAAGGGGAAUAUUUUCUAACCACCAAUCUGAGCUAGAAAAGCAGAACACUAGAUGGAGUAAAUCUGAAAUAAAGUUAGAAAAUGUUAGGCCUUGGUUAGGUGACAUCUGCAGGAUGAGAAACAGAAUUAAAGGUUCAAGCUAAUGAUCUUCCUUCAGAACUGAUGAAAGCACAUCAAUCUUAAACAGUAAGUGUUACUUUCUCCAGAGAGGCUAAGAAUCUCAUUGAGGAGUUAAUUUAGUUCUCUUUAUUAUUGCAUUCUAAGGUUAGGUUCAGUCUGUACCUCCAUUAUCAGCUGAGGAUUAUCUUGUUUACUCAGCAUGGUUGAAACCUGAAUGUUGUUACCUGAAAGAACAGUUGGCACCCUUACAUGUAUACAGAAUUACUUAUCUAACAUUUAAAUCUGAAUAUACCAACAACAGUAAUUGCUGCAAACGCACUUAGACUAAUUGUGUUAUCAAUUUCAAAGACAAGCAUAUUUUUAAUCAAAUCUCAUUUAACAAUGCUUUGGAUAUAACCUUCAUUUCAAGUCAAGCAGGACUAAUGUGAAAUUCAUUUUUCAGGUAUCAUGACUGGACUUCCAGUUCUAAAUAUGCACUACUUUCAUAAAGGUGUAUAUCAAUAUUAAAUGAUGUAAAUACAUUAUUAAAUAAUAUACUAUCUUUAUUUGUUUCAUAUCUUGGUUCCAAACAAACUUGUUUUCUUCAUUAAAAACUGUUCUUAAUGUCUCUGUUAUUUAAGAAGCCUCAUCUGUUAAGUUCCAGAAUUCUGGUUACUACAAUAAUUUGAAACUACAGAAGAUUCUAACAACCUGUUGUGGUUGAUAAUAAAAUUCUCUUAAGUUUAAUGCUGGAAUUUGUCCAUUCCAUUAAUAAGUGUUAUACUGUAUGAAUGCACUGAGUGCCAAUAACCACACAAUUAACUCUGUUAUUUUACUUUUACUAAUGUUACAAAGAUAAAAAUUCUGACCUUAUUUCAUUUUUAUUGCAAAUACAUGACUCUUUGGGUUUGUGGUUUAACAGUAAUGUUUCAAUGUUCUUUUUUUCUUUCAAUCAGAUGGUACAUUAAGAGGGACUUCCUCUUUUUUUCUAAAUCUUUGAUAUAGGAGGAUUUUAGAAUAUCAAAAAUAAUGCAUAGUAUAUUGCGUUCAGCUUUUAUAUCAUAAUGUUCCGUGAAAUAUUACAUGUCAGAAUUCAUAUAACGUUAAUUUCAUUGUACCAGAAUGCACCUGUUUAUUUAUAUUAUUACUACAAGUAUUUAUGUCAUAGUUUAGUUAUGUCACCAUAAAAACUUGUUCAUAUUUCGCUUGACUUUUUCAAUUUUAUGGUAAAGUAGCAAAAUAAUUGUUUUAAAACUAUUGCUAUGAACAAAUUUAAUUCCAUUAUUAAAUAGCGUGAGAUGAUCUGGAAUACAUCUCCACACAGUUGUAUUUUCUUAGUACAAAGGCCUUUAAAACAUUUUUAGUUUAUAUUCUAUUUAAUGCAGAAACUUAAUGUACAAUACCAAUGUUCAAUUAUUUAUAUUACAAUAUAUUUGAAUGGAACUGAUUAUUUCACAGAGUUAUUUAACAUUUAAUAAACAAUGCACUGUUAACUUCAAACUGAUUUGCAUUUGUGUUUAAACAUUAUUACUUUAAAAUAUGCAUAUAGUCACGAUUGAAAAAAGAAUCACAGGCUCAAAACAAAAUAUACAUAGUAGAGCAUACAUUCAGAGGCCUAAUAAACUGGUCUUCUGAUACUUUAGUGCAUCCACUUCAAGAUUCGCCGUGUUGUGCUUUCAGAGAUCUUCUUUUGCACAUCAUUUGUAACACCUGGUUGAGUUUCUGUCACCUUCCUGUCAGCUUAAACCAGUCUAGCUAUUCUCCUCUGAUCUUGCCCACAGAACUACUGCUUACUGGAUGUUCUUUGUUCUUCAUACCAUUCUCUGUAAACUUUGAAGACUGUUGUGCAUGGAAAUCCCAGGAGAUCAGCCGUUUCUGAGAUACUCAAACUACCCCAUAUGGUACCAACAAUCAUUCCAUGAUCAGGGUCACUUUGAUAACAUUUCUUACCCAUUCUGACAUUUGGUCUGAACAACAACUAAACCACUUGACCAUUUCUGCAUGCUUUCAUGCAUUAUGUUGCUGCCAUGUGAUUGGCUGGUUAGAGAUAUAUGCAUGAACAAGCACUAAUAAAGUGGUAUUUAGUCAUUUGUUCAUAUUUGGCCCUGUAAAGAAUUGUGCAAUUGCAAUCUGUAAAUUUGUUAAACUGUACACCUUCAAAGGACAACUCAUUUGUCUAUUUCAGUAGCCACUGAUACUAAAUCCAGCAUUAUUCCCUGUGCCAGAGGUUUCAAACUUAAUGUCUUUUCAAUAAUUCUUCUUUUAGGCUUGCAACAAGCAUUUAGCAAAUUUUGGCCCCUAACAUUUAAAAUACAGCUGAAGGAAUAUUCCUUAAAUCUUACUAUUAAUGUUGCGCAUACGGUAAAAUUCCAAUACUUGAGAAUUUAGUGGUGCCGGAAUAACAUAUUUUUUGGACUAUUGGAUAUGUUAUUUCUAUUAAUUCUGUUACAAGAAUCACUCCUUGUAAUAAUGAUCAGAGAGGCGCAGAAAAUCUGUAUUUACUGGCAAGUAACUUUUAUUGUUUCAACUAAAAAGCAUGUGGGCUCACAAACUAUCUACCUGCAUGCACCCUACUAGAAUCCCUGACCCUCCAUGAACAGUCAAUGAAGAGAAAAGGUAUCACCUGGGAAAGGAACCUACACUGACCAGGGCAUCCUUGUGGUCCCAAUCUCCAUAUGUCCAUGUGGUCCUCCUUAUUCGUGAUGGUUGGUCUCUGACUGCUGGAGAGUAAUCACCUCUGCAUAUUUGGACCUCCUGAGUCUUAUACUGUUCCUCAGCAAUCGAACUGUUCGAGCUCCAUCCCAUUGGCUCGAGGUCACCUGACCUACCUGGGUUACCUUCUUACUGGUCAUCGUACAGGACCAACAUUGUUUCAUGGUUCUGCCCAUUCCAGCCUAGUGUAUUUGAGUCUUUCAACUCUGACUGGUUCAAACCAGAUAAAUGAGGCAACCCAGACAGUGUCCAAAGCGGUUACGGAUUCCUUCUUUGGUAGUUCUGGCAUUUUACACAAGUAGCUACUCCUCUGAGAACGGUCUCAGAUUUAGCAGGUCAUUAUCUGAAGUUCUUUGUCCACAUUCAAUUGCUCAGAUUAGAUUGUCCCAGAGUCAAGAAUCAGUUCAGAGUCCACGACCUUUACAUAACAAAUAGCUACUUGUUUGAGAAUGGUCUCGGGUUUAGCAGAUCAAUACCUGAAACUUCCCAUGUCCACAUUCCGUUGCUCUGAUUAGAUUAUCCAAGAGCAAGAAUCAGUUCAGAAUCCACAAAAUGGGGAGAAACAAUUAAUUUUAUGGGACUGACUUUUGAUUAGAAGUAGGCUUUACUCUGUUGCUUCUUCUUUCCAAUUUGGUGGACCUCCACAUAAUUGACCUCUUUCACUGUC